AUGUUUGUCCUGGGAAGGUUUUCCGGUAAGAUCAUCAACCGCUGGCCGGCCAGCCUGCUGGGCAAAAAGGGGGUGUUAUCGUCAAACACGCAAUGGCAACAGUGCGACAUGUUUGCCACUUUCUCGCCCUCUUUACUACCCGCCAGGGACGGUGGUCUGCCUGGGAGCUGCCCCCAAAUCACACGCAAACAUCACUGGGAUUACGGGCUGUGUGGGGACAACGAGGCACAGGUGCGGGACCAGCUCUGGUCCACCGCCGCAGAGAUUGUCGACUCCGCCGUAUUCUCUUCCUCAAGUGCCCGGUCAUUGUACGGUUGGACACGGUCCAUGAUCUUAGCUGGUGAAAACAACAGCAGCAACAGUAACAUCAACAUCAGCAUCGGCACUAGCAACAACGUCAACGGCAGUAACAACAGUAACAGCAGCAACAUCGACAGCAGCACAAACAUCAGCAACAACUGCAGCAACAUCAACAGCAGCAACAACCGCAACAGCAGCAUAAGCACCAGCAACAACAGCAGAAACAACAGCAACAUCAGCAGUAGCACAAGCACCAGCAACAACAGCAGAAACAACAGUAACAUCAACAGCAGCACCAGCAACAACUGCAGCAACAUCAACAGUAGAAACAACAGCAAAAAACGGCAACAUCAACAGCAGCAUAAGCACCAGCAACAACACUCUCACUAUCAACAACAGCAGUAUAGUCAGCUACAGCAGCAACGACCGCAGCAUCAACGUUAG
This is a messenger RNA of Acanthaster planci (crown-of-thorns starfish), 744 nucleotides long. Its product is annotated as protein kinase 4-like. Lineage: Eukaryota; Metazoa; Echinodermata; Asteroidea; Valvatida; Acanthasteridae. The record is from RefSeq and is a predicted model, not a curated record.